This is a messenger RNA of Manduca sexta (tobacco hornworm), 636 nucleotides long. RefSeq names its product chitin synthase chs-2-like. Gene Ontology annotation, molecular function: chitin synthase activity. The record is from RefSeq and is a predicted model, not a curated record. Lineage: Eukaryota; Metazoa; Arthropoda; Insecta; Lepidoptera; Sphingidae. Bases 124 to 621 code for a protein of 165 amino acids. The transcript has 3 exons. Gene Ontology annotation, cellular component: cell septum; cell periphery.
AUAGAAAAGGAAAAAGGAGAUGAAUACUACGAAACUAUUUCUGUUCAUACGGAUAAUACAGGUUCUUCACCAAAAGCAGUAAAGUCUUCUGACUCGAUUACAAGAAUAUACGCUUGCGCUACUAUGUGGCAUGAAACUAAAGACGAAAUGAUGGAGUUCUUGAAGUCUAUCCUGCGGUUGGACGAAGACCAGUGCGCUCGACGUGUGGCUCAGAAAUAUUUGCGCGUGGUCGAUCCCGAUUACUACGAAUUCGAAACUCACAUCUACUUGGACGACGCUUUCGAAAUAUCAGAUCAUAGUGACGACGAUUCUCAGGUGAACCGUUUCGUUAAACUUCUAGUCGACACGAUUGACGAAGCCGCAUCGAAUGUGCAUCAGACAAAUAUCCGAAUUCGCCCUCCGAAGAAAUAUCCCGCACCGUACGGUGGCCGCCUGACUUGGGUAUUGCCAGGAAAAACGAAAAUGAUUUGUCACUUGAAAGAUAAGGCAAAGAUUCGACACAGGAAACGUUGGUCUCAGGUGAUGUACAUGUACUACCUUCUGGGCCAUCGCCUAAUGGAAUUGCCUAUACCCGUGGAUCGUAAGGAAGUUAUGGCCGAAACACAUUUUGCUUACACUUGAUGGAGAUAUUGAUUU